This is a messenger RNA of Macrobrachium nipponense, 875 nucleotides long. RefSeq names its product transcription factor A, mitochondrial-like. Gene Ontology annotation, biological process: regulation of transcription by RNA polymerase II. The record is from RefSeq and is a predicted model, not a curated record. NCBI's taxonomy places the organism in Eukaryota, Metazoa, Arthropoda, Malacostraca, Decapoda, Palaemonidae. The coding region runs from base 78 to 836 and encodes 252 amino acids. The transcript has 6 exons. Gene Ontology annotation, molecular function: DNA binding, bending.
UAACACCGUAGCCUCUGUAACAUUUGACAUAUUCUCCGUUUGUUUUCAUUUAAGAAUCAAAGGAGGAGCCAAACAUCAUGGCCCUCUCCCUUGCGCGGUUAUUUUCAUCACGGCUAAACCUGUCGAGGACGAUACUGAGGCCUAACGUUAAUUCAUGGGUAUUACCAGCCGCUACAAAGAAAACUGUAGCCGAGGAGCUCGGUUUACCUCCCCCGCCAAAACGACCAGCCAGUGCCUACUUGAGAUGGUUAAGUGAAUUUCGGGACAAGUAUCAAGUGCAGUAUCCAAAAUUGACCUUCAUGGAGUUGAAUAAGAAACUUGCAGAAACUUGGAAUGAAUAUACUCCUCAGCAAAAAGAGAGAUGGGUCUCUUUGUACCGGCAUGAAAAAGAAGGCUUUGAUCGAAAGUAUGAGAAGUACAUGAAUAGUUUAACACCAAUGCAGGUAGAGAGCAUAAACAAGUUAAAAAAGAAACGUCUGGAAGACAAACACAAACGACAAGUGAAAAGGGACAAGAAAAAGGACAGUGAAGAGCUUGGCAAACCUAAGCACCCAGGCAAUGCAUUUACUUUAUACUUAGUGACCCUAGAUCGUGGAGGUGCUACACUUAAGGAGUUUUUGCAUGGAGCAGCUACUAGAUGGAAGCAGCUGCCUGAAUCGGAUUUAAAAUAUUACAAGGAUAAGGCAGCAAAGGCGCGUGAGCAGUACCAAAAAGAAUUACAUGAAUGGGAAUUGAAGAUGAUAAGAGCUGGAAGAUCUGACCUGGUUCGACAGCACCAGCAGCUGGAAGACCUGAAGCGUAUCCCAAAACAUAACUUCAAAUUCCCAGAUGAAUAGGGACUCCCAUCAGGUGGUAGGGAGGAAAAACCAGUCCAG